This is a messenger RNA of Tetranychus urticae (two-spotted spider mite), 985 nucleotides long. RefSeq names its product notch-regulated ankyrin repeat-containing protein B-like. NCBI's taxonomy places the organism in Eukaryota, Metazoa, Arthropoda, Arachnida, Trombidiformes, Tetranychidae. The record is from RefSeq and is a predicted model, not a curated record. Gene Ontology annotation, molecular function: protein binding.
CCCUCUCAACCUUCUUAUGCCUUCUCACCCUCGUCUAUUCUCAUCACCAUCUUCUUCUUCUUCUUCUUCUUCUUCUUCUUCUUCUUCUUCUUCUUCUUCUUCUUCUUCUCCUUCUCUUUUCUUCGCCCUCUGCUUUCUUUUCUCUAUUUUUCCUCUUCAUAUUCGUCUUCUUAUUUCUCAUCAUCAUCUUAUUCUUUCUUUUUUGCCUUCAUUCUUACUACGGUUACCGAUUGGUCCGCUUGAUGGCGCUAAGCUCACUUUCUCACUCAAAGUCAGUCGAUGUUACUUUUUGAAAAACAGUUUUUUCAAACGAGAAGUCGGACUUGAAGUUAAAACUUUGUGCUGUAAACUUGACUUGUUUUUGUUAAGACCUGGUGUUAAAGCCGGUUCGGUCCCAACAACAUCGUUUAACUUUAUGUACUUACAAUACGUCAAUAUGAAAGUGAAAAGUGAAAAAGUUAACUGUGAUCAAAAUAAUGCUAGAAAAUUGUUAUCCGUCAUCAAAAAGGGUGACUAUGAUGAACUACUGUUAUUAUUAAGUACCAAACCUGAUCUUAAUGUUUUCAUUAAUGGUCAAACAGCUCUUCACCAUUGUUUAUUACUUGGACGAGAUGUAAGAUGGUGCCAGCAAUUAGUUAAUAAUGGAGCUAAUCCAGAUUUAUCCAAUAAAGAUGGUUGGCAUCCAAUUCAUCUAGCAGCUUUUUAUGGACUUCAUGAAUCUUUAACGUAUCUUAUAACUUGUAAACAACAUUUGUGGAAAGCCAAUAAUGUGGAACAGUGCAACAGUAACAAUUAAGCAAUUUUAAUCUCAUUGAGAUAUAGAGAGGGAGAUAGAGGAAAAGCGAUAAUCCAAAUGAUCAAACAAGUUUUUUCACCUUUAUUAGUUGGUCUGGUGAGAAAUAAAUUUAAAAUUUGUUGGUUCAUCGAAUAUUAAACUCUGUUGACACUUUAAGAUGGACAUUGAAUUGUUAAAUGUUCAAGCUAC